CGCCGGGCCUGCUCGAGCUGCCCCUCCGACUCCAAUCGUGCGCCUAGACCGCCAACAUCACAUCACCACUCCAAAACCACCGCUCCACUGUUUGCCUGUAGAGUGUCGUGGGCUCUUCAACAGAGCUCGCCAUUCCCCGUGCCAGACACACCGCCCUCCGUCCCUCCCUCUGGUCACGCGACCAGCCUCGAACCCUCAGCAUGUCGAAGCUCGACGACUCCACGCACUUCCACGAACUCACCGCCGCCGACCUGCCCGAGCUGCUCAAGAACGAUGUCAGCGUCAAAGUGGGCGGCGUCGACAUCGACGGCGUCAUCCGCGGCAAGCUCAUGUCCAAGAAGAAAUUCCUCUCCAUUGCCGAGUCGGGCUUUGGCUUCUGCUCCGUCAUCUUCGGCUGGGACAUGCACGACCAGACCUACUUUAAAGAGCUGAAGAUUAGUAGCUUGCAGAAUGGAUACCGCGAUAUUCUGGCCGAGGUGGAUUUGUCAUCGUACCGACGGCUGCCGUGGGAGAAUAAUGUGCCUUUUUUCCUCGUUAGCUUUCGCGAGCCGGAGGGCGAGAGUUUGAGCGCUUGUCCGAGGAGUCUGUUGGAGCGGACGGUCGCCAAGAUGGAGAAGAAGGGUGUAGGUGCUAUGGCUGGAGCCGAAUACGAGUUCUUUACUUUCCGCGCACCGCAGUCACACUCCGGAGAAUCCAACGAAAGGAAUUCAAGCGCGACCGCAUCAUUCUUGCAGAACAACCCUGCCACAAGCCUUCCUCAUCUUGAAGAAGGCAUGUUCGGCUAUAGUCUCACUCGCCCCGUGCACAACCAGGACUGGUACUACGGCAUCUUCUCCGCAGCCAGUCAGUUCCGAUGUAACAUCGAAGGCUGGCACACCGAGUCCGGCCCAGGCGUCUACGAAGCAGCACUAGAAUACGGCGAGAUCCGCGAAAUGGCCGACAAAGCCGCCCUCUUCAAACUCGUGGUGAAGAACAUGAGCUCCAAAUUCGGCAUCACGCCCUGCUUCAUGGCUAAGCCCCGCCCCGACCUGCCCGGCAACUCCGGUCACAUGCAUGUUUCCCUCACCGACCUGAAAACCAAAGCGAACCUCUUCGUCCGCGAGAAAGCAGACCCCAACGCCCCCUUUGACGACCUCAAACACGUCUCUGACAUCGGGCGUCAUUUCCUCGCCGGCGUGCUCGAUGGCUUGCAAGACGUCAUGCCCAUCGUCGCCCCCAACAUCAACAGCUACAAACGCCUCGUCGAAAACUUCUGGGCCCCCGUCAGCGUCUCCUGGGGCCUGGAGCACCGCGCCGCCUCCAUCCGUCUCAUCGCACCCCCAACCUGUCCACCCAAAGGCACGCGACUGGAAAUCCGCCUUCCAGGCGCAGACGCAAACCCGCAUCUUGUGCUGGCCACCAUUCUCGCGCUUGGCUACCGAGGCAUCGACAAGAAGUUGGAAGUCACCAUGCCGCCUUUGGGCAAGGGAGAGGAUGUAGCGACGUCGAUUGGCAAGGGCGAGCGAUUGGCGAAGAACCUCAAAGAGGCGACGGAGCGCUUCAAGGCGAAGGGGAGCGUGGCGCGCGAGGCGCUGGGGGAUGAUUUUGUUGAUCAUUAUGCGGGCACGAGAGAGCAUGAGGUGCAUCUGUGGGAUCAGGCUAUUACCGACUGGGAAGUAAGGCGGUACAUUGAGAUGGUGUGAUGUGGUUACGACUUGUCCUCAGAUCUGAGCCAUCUCUUCUACCUGAACCUCAAACCUCUCUGGCCCUAUUUUGAUGAGCCUCGAUACCAUCUUUGCCGCCGUUGAUAGCCACGUGAAAUGACAUUCCCCGUCCACU
Molecule: messenger RNA, 1818 nt
Organism: Neohortaea acidophila
Lineage: Eukaryota; Fungi; Ascomycota; Dothideomycetes; Mycosphaerellales; Teratosphaeriaceae
Product: glutamine synthetase
Exons: 3
Coding region: 201-1682 (493 amino acids)
Molecular function (GO): glutamine synthetase activity
Source: RefSeq, a predicted model, not a curated record